UUGCCGCGUUCGCUCCGAUCUCACGUACAUAUUUUUUUCCGAGAACAUGAAAAGUGGACUUAUAUGACUUUUUGCCUGAUGGCAGUCGCAGAAAUGAUUGAAUUACGCGAUGAAAUAUUUCCGCUUAUAAUUCAAAUUUUUGACAAACGUAUAGUUCGUAGAAGUCUAAUAUACCUAUAUACAUGCGGCUGACGUAUCAAAAGCGCCAUCUUUUCAACUUGUUUUGGCGCGUGCUGUCCGCAUAACCCCAUCCGAGUAUACCUAUAUAUAUAUACCUAUUGCACGCAUUGUAUGUCCGCGGCUAACUGUCAGCUUAAGAAAAUGGAAAUAUACACGUUUGACAAGAGCCUGCAGGAAAGACUGACAGAAUUCACAAACAUCCUUUCGAAUAGAGGUGAUGUCGUUCCUGCUUCGCAAAUUCGUGCUGAAUGGGCUUACCACACAGAAUUAAUCCUGGAGCCCGUUGGAUGGCAGGGGCUCUGGAAAAUUCCUCGCUUGACGUGUCAGGACUUUCAAAUACAUUAUCCGACUAUAGUUGCUGUAGAAGUUGAAAACGUAGACUUUUCGGAACUUUCUGCAUUAGUUAAAAUCGUGGCUGUGCAAGAUGAUAUCCACUUACCCGACAAAUAUGAUGUGCCUCUGUUGGAACUUUAUCCAACAAAGGAGCAAGAAAAUACAGCAUUGGAUGUUGUAUCCACAGCGGAAUGUAUAGACCAGUUACGCUUCUUCUAUAAUUAUCUGUGGAUGCCUUGGGAUACGGAUGACGACGAGACCAUAGAUUGGGUUGCUAAUCACUUGGAAACAAGGUUGAGAUUGUUCUUUGACAUGAAGAGAGGAGACAUGUGUAAAAAGACUUGUGAUAUGAUUAGGACUUUGAUGAGGGAAGGUCGUGAUAUUCAGGCAAGAAUAGCAAAGUUAGAAAUGGAGAUCUCUGACGACGAAGAUGAAAGUGAGAAGGUUUUAGAUGACAACAGGGCUUGUCAAUUGAUGAAGCUGCACUUUCGUCUUCAACAAAUUAAAACAGAGAUGGAAGUAUAUGAAAAUCCAGCAAUGAGAGAAAUGCUGGUGAGGAACCAGAGCUUUACUGGGAAUGAAGUUGAAAUAAAAAGGAGGGAAAGCAGGGGUCGGCAAUUAGAAGCCCAUUUCGUAUGGCUUGGUGGAUCAUUGGAGGAGACGAUAGAAGCUUUGAAGUCAACUCAGGAUUUUCUUCCAUCUAAUACAUUUACCAAAACUUCAAAUUGUCUACAAGAAGCUCUAGAUAUUUCUGACAAAGGGGACAUUGUUAUUAUCGGAAAAGGAGAACAUGAAAUAAGUGGUGCUGGGAACUUGGAGGAAGGUGGCACAUUAAAAGGUCUAUCCAAGGCUGAGUCAAUAAUUGUAUGUCCAAAGGAAACUGAAAGUGGACCAUCAUUGCUUGACUUUUCUGGAGCUGAAGUCCUCUUGGAGAAUAUUACAGUGGAUCUCAGAGACUUACAAGCUGGAAUUUUAAUUAGGAAAGGAUUAGUAAAGCUUACCAAUUGCCGCAUUGUUGUCGAUAAUCAAAGUGUAAUCAAACUUGGAGUUGUUGUUUUACCUGGUGCCAGACUGAUUGCCAAGAAUACCUAUUUUACAGGAUUGGGUACAUGCGUAGUUGUGCACACUUCAGCUGAGGCUGUAUUAUCUGAUUGUACCUUUGAUGAUUGUGUUGAAGGAAUCCAGCUCAAUAACAAAUCUAAAUUGUCCGCUAGCAAUUGCUCUUUUACAAAUUGUAAAGAGUACGCCAUUCGCAAAGAAACUGAGGAUCUGAAUAAUUCUGAGGCUCAGAUCGGUGAUGUAGACAUAUUGCAAAACGCAUCUGAAAUUCUGAUACAAGAUUGUAGAUUUGAAAAUAAUCUUAAAGGUAACAUCAAUUUAAAGCCAUGUUCAAACAUGAUUCUACCAGUUAAGCAAGAAAAUAUGAUUAUUUCUUGAAGUAAAUAUACACAAAAUUGAUAUAGUGCUAUUUCGCACAGUAUAAUGACAAGGUAUUACGUUACUUUUUAUAUUUUUAUACGAUUUUGUACAUUUAUAAAUAAAUUUUAACCUUACCAAAGCA
Nasonia vitripennis (jewel wasp) is the source of this 2074-nucleotide messenger RNA. It is a transcript of the gene nesd, whose product is annotated as protein nessun dorma. Bases 292 to 1950 code for a protein of 552 amino acids. Gene Ontology annotation, biological process: spermatogenesis; male meiosis cytokinesis. The transcript has 5 exons. The record is from RefSeq and is a predicted model, not a curated record. Lineage: Eukaryota; Metazoa; Arthropoda; Insecta; Hymenoptera; Pteromalidae.